UCGCCAUGGUGGAAAUCUGUAAUUGUUUGUAUCCCCAUGUUGAAAGAGAUAUGAGUCGCAUAGCCAUCUAAUCGUGGAAAGCAAUAGGUGGAAAGCUCAAAGGGUGAGACCCUGAGAGGGAGUAUCUGGUUUGUAGUGUUAAUCCAUGGAAAGCUACCCAGAUCUGCAGUGCAGAGCGAUGUGGAGGAACAAACCCGAUUCAGAUGUCUUAUGUCCCGCUGAAGAAGGAAAGAUACGCCGAGUUGGGCGAUCCAGAAAUAGUGGGUCUAGUAGGGGUAAUGGAGCAGGGUCUGACGAGGGUCACGCUGGCUCCGACAGAGAGAUGUAUGUUUCUGAAUAUGCGCGGUAUGAAGCUGAGGCGGCUAUGAAGCAGAGUGAUGGCCAAGCAUGGCUGGGUGAUGUUCCAAUCAUCUCCGGUUGUGAUUUAAUAGAAUUUGAACGCGUUGUUGCCCGCAUUUCAAACGAGCGUCUAAUUGAAAUAGAAGAGCUGGGUUUUGGACCGGUCCACAUAAUUAGAGGUAUUAAGUUAAACGUUGAGCUAUACCGUAUGUUGCUGUCAAAUUUCGAUGUUAAGAAUUCUACAAUAAAGAUACAUGGGAGGAACCUUUCCAUCACAGCUAAGGACGUGAACCGUCUGAUGGGAUUGAGGUUUAGGGGGAGAGAAGUAGAUAUUAACACCUCAACAGAUGAUGAGGUUAUAUGUAUGCUGAAGAGAAAGCUUUGUGGGGAUGAAUCAGAAAUAUGUAUGAGGAAAUUGAGGCGAAUGGUAUUGUCAACUUAUAAUGACGAAGAGAUGUGGAAGGUGUGUUUUGCCUUGUACGCGAUGUCAACCGUGUUUUGCCCUUCCCUACCCGGUUACGUAGAUGAUAGACUUCUUGUUCCCCUGAAGAAUGCAGGUCUUAUUAGGACCCAUAACUGGGCAUUGUUUGUCUUCAAUAAGUUGGUUGAAGGAGUGAAUGCAUAUCAAAGUGGUGAACCAGUUCAUGUGGGGGGCUGUUUGAUAUUCUUACAGGUUUUCUACCUGAGCGUACUCAGUGAAAGAAUGUGUAUGUUUCCGAGGAUGUGUCUACCGGCGUUGUCAUGGGGCCAGAAUGAGUGCGACAGGAUGUACAGAAGGAUAGAAGGACUUGGAGGAUUUUAUGCAACAGAGGGUGUUUGGGUUUCCAAGAGACACUAUAAAUCCAGAUCCACAGAAUACUCUGGUUCCCGUGAUUACAGCACAGGUUUGAAAACAAAUGUUGUAGAUGAUAUGGCCGAUUUGAAGUCAGACAUGGCCGACGUGCAAUUUGCAGUCGGAAGCUUGGAAUCAAUUAUGCAAAAUGUUGUUCCUGAAAUUGUGGAGCUGAGGAAGGUCAUGACAACAAUACGUGGCAAACUCUGUAACCUGAGGAGUGAGGAAGGGAUGACUGAACUUGUUAGUCAAGUCAGGAAAGUUGUUGUUGCUAAGUUGAAUGGUGGAAGUAGCUUUGUGUGCCGAGGGAGAGAGAACCAGUUUGGGGGCUCAGAACCUCCUAAUGGUGGACGAGGGGAUGAUAAAGUUUCAUUGAAUAGAGGAAUAGGAGAAGUACGUGUGAUGAAGGAUACAGUGACAUCAGGAGCCGAAAGAAUUGUAGUUGGGAAGAAGCGUACAAUCUGCAGUAUAAAUGAUCUGUCUCCCACAAGCAGGGACCUAAUGGCAUACCUAUUUAGCCGUAAGGGCCGUGAUGGUGAUGCAUCAGGAAGUCAUGAAAUCGGGAGGUUUGGUGACUUUACUGUCUGCCGGAGGGAUCUAAAAUGCCUUUGUCCUGAACAUUGCCUCAAUAGUGAGAUAAUCAAUUUAAUGGGUGCCCUGUCAUUUGCAAACCGUCCGGAAACUUGGUUUCUGCCUACAUCAUUUUCGGACCAUGCUAAAACGGUUGGUUUGAAUAGUCAAGUAGGUGGCCAGGAGGGUACAACAGCUGGCCUACGUAGUGUAAGGCCGUUGGUAGGCCCUCCCAAUCAGUGCCGGAAGAUAUUUAUUCCUAUAUGCGACGAUGUGGAUGAGCACUGGUAUCUUGCUGUUUUUAAUGUUUAUGCAGGUGAAUGUGAGAUAUGGGACAGUUGUGAGAUAUUCGACUGCAAUAACUUUCGCUCAACACAGGAUAGGCGGGAGGAUUAUGCAAAAUGCGCGAUUAAUCUGAUUGGGUCUUUGUUUGCGGAGGAGUUUGUAUCUCUUCCCCAGCCGUCAUCCAAAACAGGUGGAUAUGUCUUCACAUAUCCGACCGGCUGCCCAAUCCAGCGAAGGAGGGAAGACUCCGGCAUAUUUCUGAUUAGGAAUAUGCAGCAUUAUAGGGAGCGUUGGUACGAGGGGUUUAAUGCCGGGGACCAAAGAGUUAGGAUUGCGCUUGAGAUAGUCAACCACCCUUUGAAUGAGUGUGCACAAACAGUAUGGGCAAAUGUACACCGUGAACAAAAGGAGAGAGCUGCAGGAGACAACGGUUUUCCCGGGACAACCUAUGUAGGGGGCGGGGGCGGGGGCCAUAGCAUCAUUCCUCCGUUUUCUAAAAAGUUCAAGCCCCGUGUCCCAUCACGAUCCUGAUUUGUUACGAGUACCCACCUGUAAUAAAUCAAGUAUUUGUGUUUCGAUUUCCGAUGUGACGUCUCAUUUCGCAAAACUAUAUUGUCCUUUUUGAAUUUAACUAAACUUUGUUGAAGUAUUUAAUCAGUUAUUUGUUGUAUUGGCUUAUAUGCUGCAGCUUA
This is a messenger RNA of Argentina anserina (silverweed cinquefoil), 2718 nucleotides long. RefSeq lists its product as uncharacterized. The record is from RefSeq and is a predicted model, not a curated record. Bases 146 to 2557 code for a protein of 803 amino acids. Lineage: Eukaryota; Viridiplantae; Streptophyta; Magnoliopsida; Rosales; Rosaceae. Gene Ontology annotation, biological process: proteolysis. Gene Ontology annotation, molecular function: cysteine-type peptidase activity. The transcript is spliced from 10 exons.